Molecule: messenger RNA, 869 nt
Organism: Cladophialophora immunda
Lineage: Eukaryota; Fungi; Ascomycota; Eurotiomycetes; Chaetothyriales; Herpotrichiellaceae
Exons: 1
Coding region: 1-786 (261 amino acids)
Molecular function (GO): phosphatase activity
Source: RefSeq, a predicted model, not a curated record
AUGGACGGCCUGCUGCUCAACACCGAAGACAUUUACACUCUGUGUGCCGACAACAUUCUUCUCAAACACGGCCGACCGCGGCUCCCCUGGUCCAUCAAAGCCCAACUUAUGGGUGUUCCUGGAAGUUCCAACGGUGACAUCUUUCACCAGUGGGCACAACUACCUAUACCGCGAGAGCAAUAUGCGAAGGAACAGAGUGAGCAACAGCGAAUCCAUUUUGCCGAAUGUAAGCCGUUACCCGGCGCCGAAAAGCUCCUCGGCGAUCUCAGCAAGGCUCGAACGGCCACCGGCCUGCCUGUGGAGAUCGCUCUAGCAAGCAGCAGCGAGAAGCUUAACUACGAUUGCAAAGUGGUGCGGCCGGAGUCGAAGGCGCUCUUGGAUUUCAUCCCCCAGGAACAUCGAGUUCUAGGGGACGAUCCACGCGUGCGCAAGGGUCGCGGGAAACCAGCACCUGAUAUUUACUUGUGUGCACUACAGAUUCUCAAUUCCAAGCUCUCGAACGGGUCACCUCCUAUUGCACCUGAGGAAUGCUUGGUCUUCGAGGACAGUGUGCCCGGUGUCGAGGCGGGGCGCAGGGCCGGGAUGAGAGUCGUUUGGGUCCCACAUCCAGGGUUAUAUGCCGAAUUCGAAGAGAAAGAGCUGGAGGUACUUGCUGGAAGAACGGGCCUGGUCAAGAUUGGCAACGAAGAACAGCUCGGUGAGAUUGGUGAUGGUUGGGCACAGCAUCUGGAGAGUCUGGAAAAUUUCCCGUACGCAAAGUUUGGCAUCGAGGUACUUUCUACUUGAAAGACAGUGAUCUGGCUGGGCUCUGCAAGCUCUCAGCAAUAUAUAACCUGACGGAGGGUCCUGAUAUCAAAGAGGAAAGCACG